Messenger RNA from Peromyscus californicus insignis, 6497 nucleotides. RefSeq names its product component of oligomeric golgi complex 2 (gene Cog2). Gene Ontology annotation, cellular component: membrane; COG complex. The record is from RefSeq and is a predicted model, not a curated record. Gene Ontology annotation, biological process: Golgi organization; protein transport; intra-Golgi vesicle-mediated transport. The transcript has 18 exons. Bases 651 to 2843 code for a protein of 730 amino acids. NCBI's taxonomy places the organism in Eukaryota, Metazoa, Chordata, Mammalia, Rodentia, Cricetidae.
GGAGUCACUUUAAGGGGGCCUGCCAAUCCAGGGCAGGCUCCGGCAAUAAGGUCUUUAAAUUUUACCCCUACAUUCAGUUAGAGGGAUGGUUUCAUGUUUGGGGUAACCUGAAAUGCAGAGCGAUAGCAUUUUUCCCCCAAGACACGUUUUUUCGUGUGUCUCCUGGUUGUCCUGGAACUAGCUCUGCAGACCAGGUGGCCUCGAACUCACAGAGAUCCUCCUGCCUCUGUGCCACCACAGCCCGGCUCCUCUGACCGAUUUUUAAGGACCAUCUUUAAGGGCGGUGACGUUUUCUCCACGGAGGAGGCAGCUCUGGGACUCUUCCCCAGGGUAAAAAAACAAGGCUUGUUCUGAUCCUUGACAUUUCUCUUGGGCCAGACGCUUAGGCGAGUACGUGAGGCUGCAGUGCCGCUCUCGACCACCGGAGGCAGUAGCGCCCGGCUGCGAGGGUCGGCCUCGCGCGCGCCUCUCCUACUGCCAACUGUGCGCAGGCGCCCGCGACGCUCGUCUAUUGGCUGCCGCGCGUCACCGCCAUACUGGCGGAAGCAGGGCCAGCGCGGUGCAGAGGCUGGACUGCCGCGUCCCCUGCGGUGUCGCCUGCGCCCUCCUUGCCAGCGGAGUCUUGGAGCUGAGGGGCGGCGGCCGGCGUGAUGGAGAGACGCAGGAUGAACCUGCCCACCGGGCCGGACACGCUGUGCUUCGAUAAGGACGAGUUCAUGAAGGAGGAUUUCGACGUGGAUCAUUUUGUGUCUGACUGCAGGAAGCGGGUGCAGCUGGAAGAGUUGAGAGAUGACCUGGAGUUGUAUUACAAGCUGCUUAAAACAGCCAUGGUGGAGCUCAUCAACAAGGACUAUGCGGACUUUGUCAACCUCUCAACCAACCUGGUCGGCAUGGACAGAGCCCUCAACCAGCUUUCUGUGCCUUUGGGACAAUUACGAGAAGAGGUUCUGAGUCUUAGGUCAUCUGUCAGUGAAGGAAUUCUGGCAGUAGAUGAACGACUGUCUAAGCAAGAAGACAUUAGGAAGAAAAAGAUGAGUGUGUUGAGACUUAUUCAAGUUAUUCGAUCAGUUGAGAAAAUUGAAAAAAUCUUAAACUCUCAAAGUUCUAAAGAUGCGUCUUCACUAGAAGCAAGCAGCCCACUCUUGACUGGACAGGUUUUGGAGAGAAUUGCCACGGAAUUUAACCAGCUUCAGUUUCAUGCUGUGCAAAGCAAGGGCAUGCCCCUUUUGGACAAAGUGAGACCCCGCAUAGCUGGCAUCACAGCAAUGUUGCAGCAAUCCCUAGAAGGCCUCCUGUUGGAAGGCUUGCAGACCUCAAAUGUGGACAUCAUCCGGCACUGCCUGCGGACCUAUGCCACCAUUGACAAGACACGGGACGCAGAAGCUCUGGUUGGCCAAGUCCUGGUGAAGCCAUACGUUGAUGAGGUGAUCGUUGGACAGUUUGGUGAGUCUCAUCCCAGUGGCCUUCAGCUCAUGUAUCACAAGCUCCUGGAAUUUGUCCCUCACCACUGCCGCCUUCUCCGGGAAGUCACAGGGGGAGCUGUGGCAAGUGAAAAAGGCACUAUCGUUCCUGGUUAUGAUUUCUUGGUGAAUUCUGUGUGGCCAGAAAUAGUUCGAGGACUAGAGGAAAAGCUACCCUCGCUCUUCAAUCCUGGGGAUCCUGACGCCUUUCACAAGAAAUACACUGUAAGCAUGGAUUUUGUACAGAGAUUUGAACGGCAGUGUGGAUCCCAGGCCAGUGUGAAACGACUUCGAGCACACCCUGCCUAUCACAGCUUCAGCAAUAAGUGGAACUUACCUGUUUAUUUUCAGAUAAGGUUUAGAGAAGUGGCAGGAUCCUUAGAAGCAUCACUCACAGACGGGCUAGAAGACGCCCCAGAUGGAAGUCCAUAUUGCCUAUUGGCUUCUCACAAAACAUGGAGCAGUCUGGAGAAAUGCUGGUCUGAUGAGAUGUUCCUGCCUUUGUUGGCACACCGUCUGUGGAGGCUCACACUACAGAUUCUGGCCCGAUUCUCUGUGUUUGUCAGUGAGCUUUCUGUCAGGCCUAUUUCUAAUGAAAGCACCAAGGAAACUAAAAAACCUUUGGCUGGCAGCAAAGACCCUUCCGAAGACCAAGGAAGCCAUCCUUCAGAAGUACAGGCAGCAUCCAUUUCCAGCACUCAGCUGGUGUAUGUGGUUGCAGACCUGGACAGACUUCAGGAAUGGCUUCCAGAACUCCUGGAGAUAGUCAAGCCAAAACUUGAAAUGAUCGGCUUUAAGAAUUUUUCAUCUAUCUCAGCGGCUCUGGAAGACUCUCAGAGUUCCUUGUCUGCCCACAUGCCAGCUCUGAGCAGCAGGAUUGUCCAGGACCUGAGUGAGUCUUGUUUCAGUUAUCUGAAGAGUGCCCUGGAGGUGCCCAGGCUUUACCGCAGGACCAAUAAGGAGGUCCCCAGCACAGCCUCUUCUUACGUGGACAGUGCACUGAAGCCAUUUUACGAGCUCCAGCGUGGACAUGGGGACAAGGUGAAGCCAGCAGUGAUGCAGCAAUGGCUGCAGGAAGCCCUGUCUGAGAGCACACACAAGUACUUUGAGACUGUGUCCGAUGUGCUGGACUCAGUGAAGAAGAUGGAGGAAAGCCUGAAGCGCCUCAAACAGGCCAGGAGAGCCCCAGCCACCAACCCCGUCAGCUCCAGCGGUGGCAUGAGUGAUGAUGACAAGAUCCGGUUGCAGCUGGCCCUGGAUGUGGAGUUCCUGGGAGAACAGAUACAAAAGAUGGGCUUGCAGACCAGUGACAUCAAGAGCUUCCCAGCCCUCUCAGAGCUUGUCCUUGCUGCCAGGGACCAAGCAACUGCAGAACAGCCCUAGGCAUCCUGGUAGGACCUGGAGUGGGGAAGAAAGCGACCCUUGUCCUCUGAGUCACCCAGCAACAGCCUGCACCCCUGCCCAGUGAAGUGGGCCAUCUUUCACCCAGAAAGAACCAGAAGCCUUUCCAUUGUAUGGAAGAUAGUUUUUAUGACAUUUGACGCUUUUUACUAUAGAUAACUGAACAAAUUGUUUUAUUUUUAUUGUCGAUCUUAGUGUAGACAAGCUGAUUUCUACAGUAUUGUUGAAUAUACAGGUGUGGCUAGUGGGCUGACCGGACCCUGCAGAGGAAGCCCUGGGCAUCAUGGCACCAACACAGUAUAGAAACACUGUCUCUAACCUGGGAGAUACUGUCAGUCCUGGGCCUCCUCAGAGGCUCCAGGGUGGCCAUCCCAUCUUGGCACUUAAGAAUAGCACAUCUAAUCUUGCCACCCCACUUCUCUGUCAGGAGCCAGAGCCGACAGCAAAGAUUCCUUUCCUAAAUAAAAGAAGUAUCUGCUGCAAAUGUGUAAGUUAUGAAUUCAGUCCAAGUAGCCCUCAUCAUACAUGCUUUCAGUGAUAUGAUUCCCUUUGACACAGAUAGAAGGGUCCUAUCUGUGUAGAUAGAUCUCCUAGCACAGAAUUCUGUCCCACUCAGGCUAGUCAGCGCUGUCUGCUUGGCAGCUGCUACAGGUGCAUGGAAUGGGCUUCUACCAAGGAGCUGUGCUGUCACAAGAUAGUCACUAGAGGUCAUAGCUACACUUUGAACUCAUAUGCUUCCAUACGUAAGGACCCCUGCCUAUCAGUGUCCCCUGAUGGGUGUCCCUUGACCCCAGAAAGGAGAGAGCACAAUCCCCAGCCCAACUCCAGUAUUGCUAUUUCCAUUCUACAGAUAGGUAACACAAACCUGUCAUUGAGGUGACUGACAGGUGGGAUUUAAAGGCAGAAUAAAUGGCUCCAAACUCACAUUGCCAGUCUGUGUAGUGACAUGUACACACCAGCCUCAGCCCAAAGAAACGGAGGUUCAUAGUGGGCCUUGAGGCCUAAUCUCUUACCCUAUUGGCUCUGACUCCGGGCCAUUGCAUUCCAGCCUCCCUGUCAUGUUUCUGCACUCGAGAGCAGGACAUUCAGGCCAAAGCUAACAGUUUCAGACUUAGAUCUGGCUCCCCCAAAACAGCUCUCUUGUUAUUUUUCCUUAGUUUCCCUGUUGAGAUUCAGUUUUAUUCAGUUGGGUUUAAAGUUAAGAGUAAUACAUUUUUCCAACUUCAACAUUUACUAAUGUAAUGGAUUUACUAAAAAUCCAUUCCCAAUGCACUUUACUGCUUUCAGGUAUAAAAAGAGGACUAUAAGGAGGAGGCCUGUCCGUCAUUCAGGGACCCACCCGCAGCCCACCAUCUCCCUCCCGUGCAAUCAAAGAGCAUGCAUUCUUUUCUCAGGCUGCCUUCAGUGAUCACAGAUAUGGUAGUUGAAUCAAAGAAAUGAUUCUGUUCUGGAGGCAAAAGUUCAAAAUCUGUGUUGCUCCCUCCCUCUGAGGGCCUGUGGCUCAAGCUGUCCCGUUGGGAGGAUCCUAUGCUGUAUAUAUCAUAUUCUAGCCCACGGAGCGCUGAGGGUGGAAUUGGAGUGAGCCGGCAAAGCUCCUGCCGAGGACUACAGGUCUCUGAGCAGCAGAACUUCUGCUAGCUCCUACUUUGCCUUGUAGCUUGUCCCAAGGCAGAGCUCAGUUGUGCCGUGUCCCGCCAGGCACUGACACCAGGUCAACUAGCAGGAUGGCACAGGCCAAGCUCAGGCUCCUCUGCUAAAGCAAAUACGUGUGGAGUGUCAUCUGUGCCAACCCAGGGUCCUGGUGUGGUGGACUAACAAGGAGUGGAGGAGGUGGCAUGUUGGGACCCCAAUCACAGAGCAGGUAGGUAUGGGAUAGCCUGAACCUCUGAGGCAGCCUGCAUGGCCCUGGCAUCUCUCAGCCUUAUGCUAGCCUUAUGAUUGCCUAGUCAGGGGUUCCCAUGACAGGGAGUGGAGGACAACUAGAUCUACUCUUGAAGAGUCUGGGCAGCUGUAGGGGAGGGUGGCCUUCAAGGACUUAGUUUUCGCUCCAUAAGGGAUGAGUGUCAGCCUGGAUAUCAGUUCACCUCUGUUGUCUCCCAUCAACUCCUGCGAUGCUUCAUCUUGUCAGCCUGAUUGAAUUUUUUUUUUUCUUUUUUUGGUUUUUUGAGAUAGGGUUUCUCUGUGUAGCUUUGCGCCUUUCCUGGAACUCACUCUGUAGCCCAAGCUGGCCUCGAACUCACAAAGAUCCGCCUGCCUCUGCCUCCAGUGCUGGGAUUAAAGGCGUGCGCCACCACCGCCCAGCCUGAUUGAAUUUAGAAUCAUCCAAGAAACAAAACUCUGGGCGUGCCUGUGAGGGAGUUCCUGGGCUUGGUUAAUAGAUGUGGGAAGACCCACCCUAAAAGUGGACUGGAGCAUCCCAUGGGCCAAGAAAGUGAAGUGAGCACCAGAUUCAGUCCCUGUGUGUCCUAACAGGAAGGGAGCAGCCAAAUUGUGCUCCUGCCGCACUCUCCCCAACACUCAAACAUGAGCUGAAACAAACCCUUCAGUUGCUUUUGCCUGGUGUUUUAUCACAGUAGUGAGAAGUUGACUCCACCUCCCUCCGGGAACAGGGCCUUUUAGAAUGAGAAUUCAUCUGUUCACCUUAGCAUUUCCUGUUUGCACAUGGGCCAGGGAGGAUAAGGAACUGGCUGCCGGUCACAUCAUGGUACCUAGGUCCCUCCCCAUCUGCCUGGCACAAGCAGUGGAUGGCCUGAUUGGGUUAACCACACCCGCCUUGUAAAACAGACAAGCUGCCAUUGUGGUAUUGGAAGCCGGAUAGGAGUAUUCAGGAGGGAACAGGACUAGGGUGAGGAAAGCUGAGACUCAAGGGGCAUGACAGCUCUUCUGUCAGGAUGGCCCUCGGCCACAGGAACAAAAUCCACCUGUCCUUUCAGGACCCUAUAGUCCCAACUCCCAGGACCCAAGCCCUGUCUAAGAGGUUAGGUUAGGCUCAUGCAGAGUCAGAAACUCCAGCUUAGGCCAGAGAGGCCAUUCCAUGUGCUAACACAGAAUGUAUCCACUGUAUGCACCAUGGGAUCUACUGCUGCCCGUAGGUGCUCUCUGGCCUUUUCCUGUGACUAACAUGCUACAUUGUUCACCUGGUUUCCUGUUUGUUCAGGGAAGAGGCAGCCUGCUAUACACACACACACACACACACACACACACACACACACACACACACAAGUUGUGGGUAUAAUCUCAAGGAGACAGAGAAGCAAGUAGCAACCCUGUGUCUUUGGGGUAAAGGAUGUACCCUCUGCCCAGGUCCUCUCUCAGUGCAACUUGGGGACAGGACUCUCCUUCCUGUUACACAUUGGCCUCUCUGCCAAGAGCUUCAGAAACUUUCGUUUGCUCAACCUGUCAGCUAAACUAACCAUGUCUGUUUCUCAGCAAAGGGAUGCGGUGUUACACUGGUAUGAAUUCAGUGUUUCAAAAUGUGCCGUGGGUAAGAAAACGUAGGGUGGUGUAGGGACUCUGAAAGUCAUGGUCUCACACUGGGUGAGCUAAAUACAAGCCCAAAGCAAGGGGACAAUGUGUAUUUUAAUGUUAAAACCCAAGUUUUGUUCUUGAAUAAAAAGGGAAUGCUUUUUGGUUUCA